AUGAAGAAGAAGAAGAAGAAGAAUACGACUAUGUUCACUACUAUUCUAAGAAAGAAGAAGGAGCCCUUUGCAAAAGAGCAAGCCACCAUGGAUGCAUUCAACUUGAAGAAGGAGAAUAGGAAAAAGUUCAGUGAGAAGCAGAAGUUGAAGAACAAGCAUUCUACUCAAAGUGAUAGAAAAUAUAAGUUAUUAAACAGACAAAAGAAGGCAAGUGAAGAGGCGGCAAAGGAGGAGGAAACCAACACAGAAGAGAAGCCUGCUCAAUUACCACCUAAUAAUGCAUAUCGAUACCAUGAAGACAUCGAUUUAGCAUUUGAGGAUUUAUUGAUUGACGAAAAUGAAAACAAGAAAAUCAAUGAAAAAUUGAAGUAUAUCAUUAAAGAAAGAAUAGACGAAGAGGAAGCUGGAGGCUUGCCUGGUAAGGAAGACACAGGGAAGUUGACAAAGAAGGAAUUGGAGAAGAUGGAUAUUGACUCUUUGAAUAAAUUAUUAGGCCGGAAAGUCGACGAACCUCGAGGCAAACCCAUGGAAGAGCUGCCAAGAGGAGACAGCAAUACGAAUAACCCACCUGUGCAAGACAGGAACAAUGACGAGACGGCCAUCCCCUCUGAACUAGCAGAUGCCCAGGACUUCCUGGACACUUUGUUGUGA
Messenger RNA from Naumovozyma castellii, 651 nucleotides. RefSeq lists its product as uncharacterized. The transcript has a single exon. NCBI's taxonomy places the organism in Eukaryota, Fungi, Ascomycota, Saccharomycetes, Saccharomycetales, Saccharomycetaceae. Bases 1 to 651 code for a protein of 216 amino acids. The record is from RefSeq and is a predicted model, not a curated record.